Pocillopora meandrina is the source of this 467-nucleotide messenger RNA. Lineage: Eukaryota; Metazoa; Cnidaria; Anthozoa; Scleractinia; Pocilloporidae. The record is from the annotation of a GenBank genome assembly.
AUGAAGACUUCAAUGCCAUUACAAACUGUGCCAUUCUUCUGCAUGUUGCUCCUCACCUCAGAAGCCAAGAUGGAGGAACUUAUUGUUGUUUAUUUUAUAUAUAUAUAUGUAGGUAUAUGUCAUUUCUGUUUUUUUUGCUUAAGCUAUUAAUUGCAAUAGUUGGGGUUUAUUUUAAUUUUUAAUUCUCCAUUCAUAAGAAAUGAGUCUCUUAUCAUUCAGUGAGUAGAGGUCCAGUAUUUACAUGAACUGUAGAUAGAUGUCUUCAUUUUUCACUUUCAUGUUUACCUAUAGGUUCAUCAGAGCCGUUGCAUAUACAUGGGCAACCAGGUGGCUUUGUGGGCAUAGACUGGGAAAACAGCCUACCUUUAUCAGCUUGUGUUUAUCACAGUAUGAGGAAAAAUACAACACACAACAUCACAGGGGAUAUACUAAUGUCUGGGAUGGAGAGGAGCAUUGAAAGCUUGUAA